CCACGGAUAACCACAAGCCCGCUUCCAAGUCUAGAGUCAUGGCCUUCAAGGUGCGUAAUCCUUACAUGGCAGCCUGAUCCUGUUCAUUACCUCACAUUUCUCCCCCAGUUCCUCGCUGUUCUCGCCCUCGUUUCGGUCGUCAGUGGCGGAGUGCUACCCGUCCAGCAGGUGUACCAUGCCGCCCCCGCCGUGGCCACCUAUGCCCAUGCACCUGUCGCCGUUGCCCACGCCCAGCCUGUUCUGGCCAAGGCCACCGAGGAGUACGAUCCCCAUCCCCAGUACAAGUUCGCCUACGAUGUCCAGGACUCGCUCUCCGGUGACUCGAAGAGCCAGGUGGAGGAACGUGAUGGCGACGUGGUCCAUGGCGAGUACUCCCUGAUAGAUUCCGAUGGCUUCAAGCGCAUUGUUCAGUACACCUCCGACCCGGUCAACGGGUUCAACGCCGUCGUCAACCGCGUGCCCCUGGAUCACGUGAAGACCGUGGUGAAGACCGUGGCACCUGUGGCAGUUGCUGCUGCCCCUAUUCCAGUGGCCUACCAUCAGCACCACUAAGGAACUCCUUGUGAACUCUUUGUAAAUCGAAUAAAUUGUUGAAU
Molecule: messenger RNA, 596 nt
Organism: Drosophila santomea
Lineage: Eukaryota; Metazoa; Arthropoda; Insecta; Diptera; Drosophilidae
Gene: Ccp84Af
Product: larval cuticle protein A2B
Exons: 1
Cellular component (GO): extracellular matrix
Source: RefSeq, a predicted model, not a curated record